This is a messenger RNA of Rhizophagus irregularis DAOM 181602=DAOM 197198, 609 nucleotides long. RefSeq lists its product as uncharacterized. NCBI's taxonomy places the organism in Eukaryota, Fungi, Glomeromycota, Glomeromycetes, Glomerales, Glomeraceae. The record is from RefSeq and is a predicted model, not a curated record.
AGCCCAUAUUUUUAUAACCUAAUAAACCCAAUAAUAACAUAAAGAUGAUGAAGUCAAAUAAAUACUUUGUUUUCGUAAUAUCCUUAUCUCUUAUGUUUAACGUAGCUUCCGCUCUACAAGUAACCUAUGAUUGUAACAACGAUACUUCUGCUAAGCUUACAAAUGCUCAAUGGAGUUUUGAUUCUAACAAUUUGCCAGUUAUUACCACCACCUUCCAAGGACCAGAUCCUGUCCAGGCCAUCGAUAGUUUCAAAAUUUCCCCUCCGAAUGAUUUCAGUUUAGAACAUGCCUAUUAUAUAUACGUCGUUGAUCCUAUCUUCAUGAACGGUUAUGGUAGUGAUAUGUUUAAUGGUACAAAGAGUACGUAUGUUGGAAGCAAUCCACAUACCAUGCAAAUACCUUAUAAUCCUCGCAACCUUCCACCAUCUGGAACAAUGGUCAUGAUCUCAUCAACAGUCUAUCACGGCUGUCAUCGCGAUAAUGAAGAUAGUGAAAUAUCGUGCAAAAUAUGUGUGUGGGGACUAUUUCGUUAUGUUCCAUAAUUAUUUCAAUGUGCAUUUUUCUUAGAAAUGAUUUUGACUAAUAAGUUAUAAGUGUACUACGUGCUAA